UAUGACGGUCGCAUUUGUAUUUUCGUUUUAGAUUGGAUCGGUGUAGUUUAUGGAUUAAAACCUACAAGUAUAGCGCGGGAAAUGUAUUCAAGAGGCGGUCAAAGUGGCCGACAGAAUAGCAAUGUUGGUUGCGGCGGCCGUGGAGGAUGGGGUGGAAAUGGCGGCGGUUGCAGCGGUUUUGGUCAUGGUGAUUGGGGUGAUGGUGGAAACGUUGGUAAUGGGGGAAGGUUUCGCAUAAGUGUCGGUGGUGGUGGCGGCGGUCGUGGUGGCGGAUGUGGUGGUCGUGGCAACGGAAGUAAUGGAGGAUGGUUUAGCGUAGGCGCCGGUGUUGGCGCCGGCGGUCGUGGUGUUUGGGGUGAUGGUGACAACGUUAGUAAUGGGGAAGGGUUUGAAAUAGACGCCGGUGGUGGUGGCGGACGGUUUAGCAUGGGCGCCAGUGUUGGUGGUGGUGGCAGCGUUAGCGGUCAUGGCAGUUGGGGUGGUGGUGACAACGGUGGGAAUGGGGUAAGGUUUGCAAUAGACGCCGGUGGUGGUGGUGGACGGUAUAGCAUUGGCGCCAGUGUUGGUGGUGGUGGUCAUGGCGGUUGGGUUGGUGGUGGCUACGUUGGUAAUGGAGGAUGGUUUGGCAUAAACGGCGGUGGUGGCGGUGGUGGAGGCACUGGUGGCACAGGCAAUCGUGGUGCCUCCUGGGGCGGCAGCGGAGGAGGCGCUGGAGACGGCGCAGGUCGUGAUGGCAGUUGGAAUUUCAACGCCGGAGAAGAAGACGGCGGUUAUGGGAGUUGCCCUAGGAAUACUGGCCUACCGUGAUGUAAAUUUUGUUGUUUUAAAGAACUGAGUGGCCAUACACAAUUAUAAUUGAAACAAGGAACAAGUGUAUUGAUUGUUAUACACUUUUAAAGAUCUAUUUGAAUUGUUUGUAAAUAUUAUUUGCUGGCUUGAUAAAUAAAAAUUGUUCAAAAAUAUUGAAACAAUUGCAAUUUACUGGAAACAACAAUAAUUUAUUAUUUAAAGAUAAUAACAGGCGUUUUGUUGCCUAACAAGUCUCCAAUAUAAACUCGACUUUUAUAAUUAAAAAAAAAGUGAAGGGACACCUUGACUAUAUAAAAGCAUUAUGAGUGUUAGUAUUUAAAAAAACGGUUAUAUGGUUAUUUUAAGAAUGCAUAAUAAGUAACAGUAAAAGGUUUUCAAAGCUAAAAACGAAAAUAAAUAAAUUAUAUAAACAA
This is a messenger RNA of Dreissena polymorpha, 1223 nucleotides long. RefSeq lists its product as uncharacterized. The record is from RefSeq and is a predicted model, not a curated record. The transcript has 2 exons. NCBI's taxonomy places the organism in Eukaryota, Metazoa, Mollusca, Bivalvia, Myida, Dreissenidae. Bases 82 to 807 code for a protein of 241 amino acids.